Messenger RNA from Rhizophagus irregularis DAOM 181602=DAOM 197198, 882 nucleotides. Its product is annotated as mitochondrial 37S ribosomal protein mS33. The record is from RefSeq and is a predicted model, not a curated record. NCBI's taxonomy places the organism in Eukaryota, Fungi, Glomeromycota, Glomeromycetes, Glomerales, Glomeraceae. Gene Ontology annotation, cellular component: mitochondrion.
ACUCGCGAAAUCUUGAUGAUCAUACUGUAAACUGAAAUCAUAGUUAUCUGUUUAUAAAAUAAUGGCUUCAAUAAUACCAAGUAUACCAAGUAAAACGCGCUUGUCACAAUUAGCACAAUUAUCCGCUAAAAUAUUUAAUAAUGUAUAUAAUCCAACAGGGGAAAGAACUGGAAAUAAAAUACUUCGCAAAAGACUCAUUGGAUCUACCAUAACAGGGUGGUAUCCACAUAGAAUAAUAACUUUACGUAAAAUUACUGAUACGUUUCCGGGUAUGAAAUUAGUUAAUCAAGAAGAGAAAUUACGACUAGAAGAAAUUGCUAAAAGAAAGAAACGUGGUAAAGGAGCUCCAAAGAAAGGUCAAGGAAAGCGUGCUUCUCUUGGAACAAAGAAGCAAAAAUAAUUUUAAUUUAAUUUUCUUGUAGUAAAAUUAAAAAAAAAAAUACAUAAAGAAAUUCCUAAAAAAUCAUUAAAUAGUCGGUCUAUAGACUUUUAUUUGAGUUGAUCCUCUCUUUGUAAAAUUUCUUUGUCUAAUUGGAUAAAUAUAGUUGUGCGUAAGGGGAAACCAUCAAUUGGCAGCGUAUGAGCAGUAACUCGAGAAGGCUAAAUAAAUAAACAAAAUUAGAUAUUUAAGGAAAAAAAUUUAAUCAAAAAAUUAACUUACGAAUUGAGCCCCAUCCAAUAUUGCUUCAACAAUUCCUGCUAGAAACGAAUUACAAUUUAAUUCAGAUAAUUCUUUGGGUACUGAAAUAUACUUACUUAUCAAAGGAUCAUUAUCUGAAAUCAUAUCUGUCCUCAUAGUUAAGAUAUAUAAAAUUAUUAUUUAAAUAUUUAAGAAAACCUUAUAAUAAUAUCAAGGAUACAUUCGUUUUCAUUUUCUGUACU